Sceloporus undulatus (fence lizard) is the source of this 4313-nucleotide messenger RNA. Its product is annotated as zinc finger protein 271-like. Lineage: Eukaryota; Metazoa; Chordata; Lepidosauria; Squamata; Phrynosomatidae. Bases 660 to 4202 code for a protein of 1180 amino acids. The record is from RefSeq and is a predicted model, not a curated record. The transcript has 5 exons.
GAAGGAAGAAGAAGAGAAAGAGAAGAAAAGACAGAAAAGCAGAAGAGGAAGAGAAGAAGAGCAGAAAGAGAAAGAAAAGGAGGCGGAGGAAGAAGGGAUGAUGAUGCUGAGGGCGAUGCUUGUUGUCCUGGGAAAGAGGCUGCGGAGAGGACGCCUCCGGGCUCCUUGCUGCCUUUGAGCCGCUGCUGCUGCUGCGGCAAAGAAGGGGUUAAGGCCAUAGAGGGGCGGCCUAGAGCGUCAGGAGGCGCCUCCCGCCGAGGGAAAAGGGCGGGGAGGGCUUCCUUCCGGUCUCCUCCUCCUCUUCCGGCGGGGGACUUGCGUUGGUGUUGGUGGAGCCUGGGGCAGAUGGCGGCGAAGGGAGAGGAGGAGGCCCUGGAAGCCCGGAGGAGAGAGGAACAGUAGGCAGGGGGUCUCCCUGAGCAAAGGCUGGCUCCCCCUGGUUGUACUAAGCCCUGGAUACUUUGCUGCAUUGCUUGGAGAAAGGUGUCACUGGAUGAGUUGACCAUCAAGGGAACGUGAAGGACAUAAUAUCAGGGCUGUGGUGCCCCUCAAGGAUUGGGGCUGAAAAGCAAAGAAGCACAACAGACUGAUUUCUUUGGAAGGAAAGGGCUGCAGUACAAGAAACAAGGGCCACUUACUGUCCGGAUCCAGAAAUAAAAAUGGAGGAGGUGGAUUUAACAGAUCCCAAAGUAGAAGAGGUCAAGGAAGGAGCCACUUUGACAGAAACAGGAAGCAAUGGAGGAGAAGGAGGACAAAGGAUGAAGCAGGACUCAGAGGAAGAGCCGUCCAGAACCUGGCAUGCUCAUUUUGAAGAGUUUUUGAGGACGCGUUCGUCAGGGGAAGCCCUGCAACAGCCUGACUCAAAGAGUCCUCAAGUGUCUGACCAGGGAGUGUCUGAGGCCAACGAGUGGCCCAGAGGAUUGUGGGUCCCUCCAAAUCAGCCCCCUCUCAUUGAGGGAGCAACAGAGGAUGAAGAAAGCUAUUGGGAGCCCAGACUUCCAGGGAAAAGGAAGGAAGGAACCCCAGGUAAAGAUGCUGUUGGGUUGGAGAUGCAGCGCCAGCUUUUUCGGACAUUGAGCUACCAAAAGUUCGACAGGCCCCAAAACCUAUGUAGGGAGCUGCAAGAGCUCUGUCGGCAGUGGCUGGUGCCAGAGAGACACACCAAGGAGCGGAUGCUGGAUCUAGUGACCCUGGAGCAGUUCCUGGCUGCCUUGCCACUGGAUAUGCAGAACUGGCUCAGGGAACAUGCUCCUGAGUCCUGUGCCCAAGCUGUGAUCCUGGCAGAAGACUUCCUUCUGAGGCAGCCAGGGGCUAAAGGCUGGGAAGGGCAGAUGUCCAAAGAGGAGUUUGCAAAUCUCCCCAAGCCAAAGAAGGCUCAGACAAACAUGAAAAAGAAGAAGCUUCUAACAAAGACAAAGCACAAAUAUAAUGGGAAUGUUAAUGUGUUGGCAGGAGGUACAGCGCUAACUGGAAGUGAUGAACAAAACCCCCUACAUGAGAAUACUGAGGAAACGGAGCAACGGAUGACAUCCAUAAAAACUGGCAAAGAGAACAAUUUCCUGUGUCAUGGGGAGCCUGAGGAGAACCAACAGAGGGCAAACAAAGCCAACGGAAAUGGCAAAGAGAAAGUAGAGGAUCAGUUUGUUUCAUCAAAAGGUGUUUACAGAAGUAUCAGUGAGUCCCCUACCUGGAAUGAGGAGAAUGAAAUGAAAUACAACAGAAGUGGGGAGCACUUUAGUCAAAACUCUCACUUUAUUAUGCAUGAAGGUCUUGAUGCAGAGGAGAAGCCAUACAAGUGUUGGCACUGUGAACAAAGCUUCAGUAGCAGCUCAGCCCUUUUAACACAUGAGAGAACCCAUGUGGAUGAGAAACUGUAUAAGUGUUCCUACUGUGGAGAAAGUGAAAGAACCCAGACAGGCCAGAAGUCACAUGUGUGUUCACACUGUGGAAAUUUCUUUGGAUUGAACCCAGAAGAUAAAUUCCAGGCAGGAGAGAAGCCGUAUACACGUGCAGAACGCAGGAAAAGCUAUCAUUGGAGAUCGGACCUUGUGAAACAUCAAAGAACACACACAAGUGGAAAGUCUUCUAGAUGUUCAGUGUGUGGGAAGAGCUUUAGAAAUGGCUCAUAUCUCAAAUUACACGAGAGACUCCACACUGGUGAGAAACCGUAUAAGUGUUUGCACUGUGGGAAGUGUUUCACCUGGAGAUCACACCUCAAAUAUCAUGAAAGAAUCUACACAACAGUAUGCUCCUCCUGUGGUAAAGGUUUCUGUAAUAAAUUAAAACGUUCUAAAUAUGGGAAGACCUAUACUACAAAAAACUCAUAUGUAUGUUCUGCUUGUGGGACGAAGCCUCUAAGAAAGACAGAGCACAACACUACUGGGCAUGAUAAUCUGUUGGGUGGUACAGAGCUGACUAAAAGUGAGGAACAAAACCCACUACUUGAGAGUACUGAGGAAAUGGAGCAACUGAUGACAUCCAUGAAAGCCAGCAAAGGGAACAAUUUCCUGUAUCAAGGAGAACAUAAUGAGAACAGGCAGAGGGCAAACAAAGCCAAUAGAAAUGGUAAAGGGAAAGUAGAGGAUCAGUUUGUUUCAUCAGGUGGUGUUUGCGAAAGUAUCAGUGAGCCCCCCAUCUGGGAUGAGCAGAGUGAAGUGAAAUACCGUGAAAUUGGGGGAAACGUCAAUGAAAGUUCUCAAGAUAUCAUGCACGAAGAUCCUGAUAUAGCUGAGAAGCCAUACAAGUGUUGGCACUGUGGACAAAGUUUCAGUAGCAGCUCAAAUCUUUUAACACAUGAGAGAACCCAUGUGGGUGAGAAACUGUAUAAGUGUUCCCACUGUGGAGAAAGUGAGAGAACCCACACAGGCCAGAAGCCACAUAAAUGUUCACACUGUGGAAAUACCUUUGGCUGUGACCCACAAGACAAACUCUUGCCAGGAAAGAAAACCUAUACAUUUUCAAAACGUAGGAAGAGGUGCAGUCAGAAAUCAGACCUUCUUAAACAACAAAGAAUACGCACAGUUAAGAAGUCCUAUAAAUGUUCAGUGUGUGGGAAUAACUUUAGAAAUGGCUCAUAUCUCAAAAUACACCAGAGAAUCCACACAAGUGAAAAACCGUAUAAAUGUUCGUACUGUGGGAAGUGUUUCACCUGGAGUUCACAAUUCAGAUUACAUGAAAGAAUCCACACAGCAGUGUGCUCCUACUGUGGAAAAAGUUUUAGUCAAAAAUCAGAACUUGCUGAACAUGAGAAGACCCAUGCUGCAAAAGACUCAUAUGUAUGUUUUGCUUGUGGGAAAAUCUUUGAUGUCAGUUCAGAUCUAAUUGUACAUGUAUGGACCCACAAAGAGAAACCAUUUGAAUGCUCACUCUGUGGGAAAACCUUCAAGAACAGUUUGCAAUGCAUUGCACAUCAGAAAGUCCAUACAAAGGAGAAGCAGCAUAAAUGUUCCCACUGUGGAAAAAGCUUUAGCCAGAGACGAGGACUUAAAAUUCAUGAGAGAAUCCAUAAAGGGGAAAAAUCGCACAAGCCCUUAGCUUGGGAGGAAAACGUCAGAAACAACCCAACACUUAAAUCUCGUGAGAGGUCCCACCCAGGAAAGAAACUAUAUAAAUGUUCCUACUGUGACAAAACCUUCAGGUGGCCUUCCCAUCUUGCAUUGCAUGAGAAAAUUCACACAGGAAAGAAGCCCUAUAAGUGCUCAGACUGUGAGACAACUUUUGAUAGGCGAUACAAUCUUGUUGAACAUAUGAAAAUUCACUCAGCACAAAGAUCAUACAUCUGUUCAGACUGUGGGAAAAGUUUCACCUCAAACUCUGUUCUUCUACGACAUCAGAAAAUUCAUGUAGGGGAGGAAUUCUGUAUCUGUUCCCAGUGUGGGAAAAGUUUCAGGCAACUAUCAGGCCAGGCAGAGAAGGUAUUGAAAUGUUCUGAGUGCAUAAGAAGCCAUUGCCUGAGUUCAAAUCUUGUACGCAAGCAGACACAUGCUGGGGAGAAACCAUUUGAAUGCUCAGUUUGUGGGAAAACUUUCAGAUAUGGUUCCCACCUAAUUUCCCAUCAGAGUGUCCACAAAGAAGUUCAGCCCUAUCAGUGUUUGGACUGUGGGCAGAGUGUUGUGAGAAGGCCCAAUCUCAUGGUGUCUGCAAGCAGCCAAGCAGGGGAGAAACUGCACAAAUGUUCAAGCUGUGAGAAAAAGUUACACUAGAUCUCGAUUCUUACAAAAACUUAGAAAAAUGGAAACUUUGUCCAUUUGUCCCUCAUAAUCUGUUGUCCGUCCUUUUCCUUUAGAAAUUAAACUGACUAUUCACUUAUCCUC